Rubroshorea leprosula is the source of this 3693-nucleotide messenger RNA. Lineage: Eukaryota; Viridiplantae; Streptophyta; Magnoliopsida; Malvales; Dipterocarpaceae. The record is from the annotation of a GenBank genome assembly.
AUUGCCACGACCAUUCAAUUUCCUGCACGUGAUUUACCUUCUCUCUUUUUUUGUUAUUUUUUUGUUCAAAUUCGCAGCAAAGAUUUGUUUUUCAAAAGACCCAAGUACCCAGUUACAUUGUAUUUCUGUUUUUCUAAUUUCACAAGCAUACGGCUUAUGGGUGUCUGUUGGUGGUUGGCGGAUGGUGGGUGGUGACGUCGGAAUUAGUUUUCUAUAGCUUCCCAAGUUUUGUUUUCCUUGCUUAGUUUUAGCUUUUUUUAUUCAGCUACUUUUCAAUAUUCUUUUCCCUUUCCUUUGGGAAAUAUGGGUCUUUUCUUUACUGCAUUUCCAUUGGGGUUUCUUUUUCCUGCAUAAUUAAUAUAAUUAUAUUUGGCUUCAUGGGAUUGCUUCUCUGGAUGGUUUGUUGUGGGUUUUUUAUUUGACGAAGGAAUCUGAUUCUGCUAAUUACUUUGAGGCUGAAGCUGUUUUUUUUUGAGUGCUGUCCUGCAGAUUCUUCUUCUGCCUUUCCUUUUGAAUUAUAUAUGCAUCAUCCUGUUCUUCCUUGGAGCAAAAUUAAACACUCAGAAAAUCAGAGCCCAUGAAUGGAUUGGAGUGGGGAUAGAUAGAUUGGUUUUGUGGAGGGACAAGUUGAUCUUGACUUGAGGUUGACUUAAAAUGAAUGCGUUCUGGUUUUCUUUCGUGCUCUUUCUCCUUUUUGGAGAGUUUCAAAGAGAGCAUGCAAGAAAUGUUUCCUCAAGGCCACCUGUUGUAAAGAUUGGGGCAAUUUUUCAAUUCGACACUGCUAUUGGAAGAGUAGCCAAGAUUGCCAUUCCAGAAGCUGUUGAUGAUGUCAACUCCAACUCCAGCAUUCUUCAUGGGACCAAACUCUCUGUAACGAUGCAUGAUUCCAAUGGCAGUGGGUUUCUUGGCAUGAUUGAAGCUAUGCGAUAUAUGGAGGAUGAUGUUAUCGCCAUCAUAGGUCCACAAAGUUCUGUUGUUGCCCAUAGCAUAUCCCAUGUUGCAAAUGAACUCAAAGUCCCUUUACUAUCAUUUGCAGCUACAGAUCCUACUCUCACUUCCCUUCAGUUCCCCUUUUUUGUUAGGACAACACAGAGUGAUUUGCACCAAAUGGCUGCAGUGUCUGAGAUUGUCGACCAUUAUGGUUGGAAGGAAGUAACUGCCAUCUUUGUUGAUGAUGAUUAUGGGAGGAAUGGUGUUUCUGCAUUAAAUGAUAAACUUGCAGAAAGGCGCUGUAAAAUCUCCUACAAGGUGGGAAUUCCCCCUAAUUCUGAUGCAAGCCAUAAUGAAAUCAUGGAUCUUCUCGUUAAGGUCGCACUGAUGGAAUCUCGGGUCAUUGUUCUACAUGUAAAUGAUACAAUGGGCUUGAAGGUUUUUUCAGUGGCAAACUAUCUUGGAAUGAUGGGAAAUGGCUAUGUAUGGAUAGCUACAGAUUGGCUGUCCUCAGUUUUGGAUUCUGAUUCACCUCUCCCUUCUGCAACAAUGGAUACAAUUCAAGGAGUUCUUGUUCUACGCCAACACACUGUGCAAUCUGAUAGAAAGAAAACCUUCUUUUCAAGAUGGAACAAGAUAACUGGAGGUUCUCCAGGGUUGAAUUCUUAUGGGUUGUAUGCUUAUGAUUCUGUUUGGCUACUUGCUUAUGCUCUUGAUGCUUUUUUCAACCAGGGCGGGUCUAUUUCAUUUUCUAAUGAUUCUAGGAUACAGUCUCUGGGAGGCAGUACUCUCCAUCUCGAUGCAAUGAAUAUUUUUGAUGGUGGAAGUCUUUUGCUAAACAACAUAUUGCAGAGUGAUUUUGUUGGUUUGACAGGUCCUAUCAAAUUUGGUUCAGACAGAUCUCUUAUUCUUCCUGCAUAUGACAUCAUUAAUGUGAUAGGAACUGGAUUUAGAAGGAUUGGUUACUGGUCUAAUUAUUCUGGUUUAUCAACCAUACCUCCUGAGACACUUUAUGCAAUGCCACCAAAUCGUUCAAGAGCAAGCCAAAAACUAUACAGUGUUAUAUGGCCUGGAGACACAUUGUCAACACCUCGUGGAUGGGUUUUUCCAAAUAAUGGGAAGCAAUUGAGAAUUGGAGUACCUAUUCGGGUUGGUUUCAAGCAAUUUGUAUCACCAGAGAAAGGGACUGGUACAUUCAAGGGAUUCUGCAUAGAUGUAUUUAUAGCUGCUGUAAAUUUGUUGCCCUAUGCCGUCCCAUAUAAAUUUGUACCAUUUGGGAACAGUAGAGAAAACCCAAGUUACACUGAGCUUGUGGGAAAGAUUACAACGGGUGAGUUUGAUGCUGUUGUUGGUGAUAUUUCUAUUGUUACAAACCGGACAAGGAUAGUGGAUUUUACACAGCCAUUUGUUUCAUCAGGACUGGUUGUUGUUGCUCCAUUUAAGAAACAGAACUCUAGUGCUUGGGCUUUUCUGCGGCCAUUUAAUCCUCUCAUGUGGACUGUCACGGCUUGUUUCUUUCUUGUUGUUGGAAUAGUUGUUUGGAUUUUGGAGCACAGAAUAAAUGAUGAAUUUAGGGGCCCUCCUAACCAUCAAGUUAUAACUAUUCUAUGGUUUAGCUUCUCAACUAUGUUUUUUGCCCAUAGAGAGAACACUAUGAGCACCCUUGGUCGAUUGGUGUUAAUUAUAUGGCUCUUUGUGGUUUUGAUAAUCAACUCAAGCUACACUGCAAGUCUGACAUCAAUUCUCACAGUUCAGCGGCUAUCUUCUCCAAUCAAAGGAAUUGAAACCCUGCAAGAAAAUGAUGAUCCAAUUGGAUUUCAAGUAGGUUCUUUUGCAGAACAUUAUCUAAUUGAGGAGCUUAACAUAUCUAAGUCUAGGCUUGUUCCCCUUGGAUCACCUGAAGCAUAUGCUAAUGCACUCAAACUUGGUCCAACAAAAAAAGGGGGUGUUGCUGCAUUGGUUGAUGAACGUCCGUAUGUGGAACUUUUCCUUUCAAGCCAUUGCUCAUUUAGGAUUCUAGGUCAAGAGUUCACCAAAAGCGGAUGGGGUUUUGCUUUUCCGCGGGACUCUCCUUUAGCUGUUGAUAUGUCAACUGCAAUUUUAGCACUUGCUGAGAAUGGUGAUCUGCAGCGCAUACAUGACAAGUGGCUGCAGCAAAGCAGUUGCAGUUCAGAUGGUACUGAGAUUGAAUCAGACCGACUUCAUCUAAGCAGCUUCUGGGGCCUCUUUUUGAUCUGUGGCAUUGCUUGCUUCAUUGCUCUAUUAGUAUACUUUCUGCAGAUAUUUCAGCGGUUGGGCAAAGUUCCACCACCAGAAUCUGCUUCACCUGAGGGUAGUACCUCCCGCACCGGGCAUCUCCACAGAUUGCUAUCCCUAAUGGAUGAGAAGAAAGACCUAUCCAAAAGCCAUGGUAAGAAAAGAAAAGUUGAGAGAUCAUUAUCUGACGACAUUGAGUCGAGCAUGAGGGGGCAGUCCAGAAAUAUGCAAACGUAAACACCACCGGAGGCAACAUCAAUUUGAGCAUUUAACUCAGCAGCAUCCCUCAGAAUUCUGAAAUCCUAAAUUCUUAGUUGUAUGAAAGUAUGAUCACAUACAACUCACACAAUACUCUUAACUGUUUAUAUGUCUUCAGUUUAUUAUUUCUCUAGGCAUGCAAUAACCAAUGCAUUUUCACAGCAAGAUUUAGCUCAUAAUUUUUCAACCUCUGGACAUUUGAUCAUUCUCUUGAUUCUAUUAUCUCAGCCUUAGAACUUAGGAUUUUAC